AAGUGCAAGUUCCACCAACAAAUUUGCGAAAUUGCGCCAGAAGCGCUAUAAAGGCGCCAAAAAAAGCUUCUUUUAGCGAAUUGGCAUUUCAAAUUUGUUCGGCACAAGGGAAGAAGGUCCUUCAUUUUAUUCGUGAAAACGCUGUAUACUAAGAAUUGAUAGUGUUAUGUCAACUGAAGUGCUUAAGAAAAAAUUAGAGGAAUACGAACAACCAUCGCCAAAGAAAAUGAAGAUUGACUCAAAGUGUGUUCUUCGAUUUGCCAAGUUGACUGAGCAUGCUCUGGCCCCAGUACGAGGAUCGGAGCGCGCUGCCGGCCUUGACUUGCGUAGCGCCUACGAUUUGAAAGUACCAGCGCGUGGUAAGGCGAUUGUGAAGACUGAUUUACAAGUUCAGGUGCCAGAAGGCUCAUAUGGUCGAGUUGCUCCACGUUCCGGUCUGGCAGUUAAGAAUUUCAUUGAUGUUGGUGCGGGCGUCGUAGACGAAGACUACCGUGGGAACUUGGGUGUUGUUUUAUUUAAUCAUUCGGAUUCUGACUUCGAGGUGAAACGUGGUGAUCGCAUUGCACAGUUUAUUUGUGAGCGCAUAUUCUAUCCUGAAUUGGAGGAAGUGGAUAAACUUGAUGAUACUGAUCGUGGAGCUGGUGGUUUCGGUUCGACUGGAGUAAAGGAGGUUCCUGUCAAAAAUGGCAAUACAACAGCGGAAUCUGAGGAGAAAACAGCUGCACAAGAACCUGUGAAAGUGGCGGAAUCUAAAGUAGACGCUGUCACAACAGCAGACACUGAAGAGGUUGAAAAAAAGUCUGAGAAUAAAUCUUAGAGGCCGCCCACAGUAGUACGGCUACUGUCACCUCCUCACACAAGGUGGAGCCUGUUUUUGUUGAUGGCCGAGAAUUCAUACUCUUGUCCUUGGUCAGUUAACAUAGAAAUACAUAUGUAUGUGUGUUUUCAUUGCAAAAAGUAUUUUAAAAUUAAAUGUUUCCCGUAAUGCGGGCAUAUUGUCAAAAUGA
Anastrepha ludens (Mexican fruit fly) is the source of this 1007-nucleotide messenger RNA. It is a transcript of the gene dUTPase, whose product is annotated as deoxyuridine 5'-triphosphate nucleotidohydrolase. The record is from RefSeq and is a predicted model, not a curated record. Gene Ontology annotation, molecular function: magnesium ion binding; dUTP diphosphatase activity. The transcript is spliced from 2 exons. Lineage: Eukaryota; Metazoa; Arthropoda; Insecta; Diptera; Tephritidae. Bases 167 to 817 code for a protein of 216 amino acids. Gene Ontology annotation, biological process: dUMP biosynthetic process; dUTP catabolic process.